Messenger RNA from Gallus gallus (chicken), 1883 nucleotides. Its product is annotated as PHD finger protein 7-like. Gene Ontology annotation, cellular component: nucleus. The transcript is spliced from 10 exons. Bases 1 to 1770 code for a protein of 589 amino acids. Lineage: Eukaryota; Metazoa; Chordata; Aves; Galliformes; Phasianidae. The record is from RefSeq and is a predicted model, not a curated record.
AUGGGGUGUGGAGCAGAGCUCAGGCUGCGAGGCUCAGGCGGAGCUCAGUGCGACUUGGUGAGGUUGGCACGUGGAGGAGAAAGCCCAGCACUGAUGGGACAGACACUCCGCAAGUGGUUGCCGUCAACGCGCACGGUGUGCGUGGAGACACAGGAGGCCGCCGGCUCGAGGGAGCCUGCAUGCGUGCUCUGUGGCCGAGUGGAUGAGGACUCGAGCAUCCUUGGGCACAAAAAAGAGCUCGGUGGAUUCUAUUUCCAUGAGUUUUGUGCGAUGUUUGCCAAUGAUCUCUGUGAAUAUGUGGAAGCUAGCAGAAUGGCACAAUUUUCCAGAAAAGACCUGAUACGCACAGUGAGGCAGGCAGAGCAGACGCUCUGCUUCGUCUGUGGCAAGACGGGGGCCACCAUCAUCUGCGCAGCGUGGGGCUGCGACCGCAGCUUCCAUCUCCCCUGCGCCUCGGAGGGCCAAUGUGUCACCCAGUACAUUGGAAAGUUCCGGUCCUUGUGCUGGGAGCACCGCCCGCAGCAGGCAGUGGAGGCAGCGCCGGCGCAGGACACGACCUGCAUCAUCUGCAUGGAGCCCGUGGGGGACAGCAGGUCGUACAGCACCAUGGUGUGCCCAUCCUGCCAACACGCCUGGUUCCACAGGGCCUGCAUCCAGGAACAGGCCCUGCGUGCCGGCAUCUAUUGCUUCCAGUGCCCCCUCUGCAGAGACAGGGACUGGUUUCUUCGAGACAUGGUCAAAAUGGGGAUCCGAAUCCCAUUCAGAAGACCAACAUGGGAGGACAACAAUGCCUAUGCAUCCCUGCGAAUUCGGCACCAUCGCUGUGAUGCCAGCAGCUGCCUUUACCCACAAGGCAGGGAGCAGGCAGAGAGAGAGGGGCCCUGGCAGCUGCUCCUCUGCAGCUCCUGUGCUGCACAAGGCACCCAUCGGCGCUGCUCCUUCUUGAGUCAGGGCACAGCCAGCUGGGAGUGCAACGCCUGUGCUGGAGAGGGCACCGCCUCUGGCAGCGGUGUGGACAGAGCUGGCCCCAGCACCGCCAGCCAGCAGGGACUGCUGCCUCUCAUAGGCCCCAUAACAUUGGAGAGCAGCAGCACCUCCAGCACCACCAGCACCACCAGCACCUCCAGCACCUCCAGCACCUCCAGCACCUCCAGCACCACCAGCCAGGCACCAUCGGGGCCAGCUCACGUUCCCAAGGUGCCUGAGAGCGGCGUCCCGCCUAACCAGCACAGGAUAAAAUGGCGCAGAGUCUGCACACGUUUACAUCGCAUUGACGAUGAAUGGAACGAGCCCCAAGAAUGCUGCGGGAGCAGCCGUGCUGCAGCCCUGCUGAGCGUUGAGAGCAGCACCCUGAACUCUGCCAGCCAGCAGGCUUCGCGGUCCACGAGGCACUCCCGUGCAGCUGGCUCCAGCCACCGGCGCAGACAGGGACAGCAGGAUCACACAAGAAGCCGCUCUCCGCUGCAGCGCCACGCCACAGGUUCCCCGAGCCAGCCCCAAAGGCACCGUCGGAGCAGGCAGGCACCAGCCCUUAGUGAUGAGAGCGGCACCCACAGACACACAGGACAAGGAACACCGAGGUCCUCGAGAGCUUCCGCAGCGGCUGCUGGAAGCCGGUCCAGGCAGCCAGGGCGGGCCCGGACUCGAAGCCGCUCACCUCGUCAACAUCGGGAUGCGGAGACCCGCAGCCAGCCCCGAAGACGCCGCAGGAGCCGGUCCGGGCGGCGACGGCCAGCCCAGGGGCGAAGGCCGCUCCCGGAUACCACGUAGGGCCCGGAAUACCAACCGCCGGCCCCACUGAUGCUGUAGGAGCAGCCGUGUGCAAGCUCCACUUGCUAUCCAAAGUCAUCAGAGUCCAUCGCAAUAAAACACAGUUCCAUCAU